AUGGGGUUCCUCUGCCGCCACAGAGCUGCACCGGCGUCCUUCUCUCUGCUGUGCGAGGAGGACAGCGAGAGCGCGUUCGGCUGCGUUGAUGGUGAUGUGGAGGAGAUGGUGCCGGCGUUGGGGAAGAUGAUGAUGAUGAGUCCUGAUUUCUCUUGCACUUUCGGGUUGCAACUUGGGGAUGAUUGUGACGAGCUUGUGGGGUCUUUCAUGGAGAAGGAGGUGGAGCAGCUGGUUGGAACUGCAAGGGGAGAGUACCUGAAGAAGCUGAGCAAUGGAGGCAUAGAGUUUGCCUGCAGGGUUGCUGCCAUUGAUUGGAUUUUCAAGGUUCAGGCUCAAUACAAUUUUGGACCAUUAUGUGCUUACCUUGCUGUCAACUAUCUGGAUAGGUUCCUCUCUUCGGUACAGUUCUCAAAUGACAUGCCAUGGAUGCAGCAGCUGUUGAUAGUUGCUUGCCUAUCUAUUGCUGCCAAGAUGGAGGAAACUACGGUUCCCGGCACCCUAGACCUUCAGGUUUGCAAUCCAGAAUACGUAUUCGAUGCAAAGACUAUCCACAGGAUGGAGAUUGUUAUACUAACCACUCUGAAGUGGAGGAUGCAAGCCGUGACCCCGUUCUCUUACAUUGAUCAUUUCUUGGACAAGAUCAAUGAGGGGGAGCCACUAAAGUACGAGCUGGUUUCUCGAUGCACCGAGAUCAUACUCGGCACUAUCAAAGUUACUGAGUUCCUGAAAUUCAGGCCUUCUGAGAUUGCUACAGCUGUAGCUCUCUCUGUAGUUUCUGACGGCCGCGUUCUUGACUUGGGCAGUGUUCUUGAGUCUUGUAACAUACCUGUAGAUAAGGAAAAUGUGGGGAGAUGCCAUCAAGCAAUGCAAGAGAUGGCAUUGGUGAUGCUCAACAGCACAGAAAGUCCAUCUGAUGUGUUGGACACCUCAUGUUUCAUCUCUAAGAGUGAUGACAACACAACACCAGGAACAUCACCACCACAAGUUGACAAUGGCAACAGUGACAACAACAACAACCAGGCCUGCACUCCUGCUUCCAAAAGGACAAGGCUAGAGGCAGCACCAAUGUCAUGA
Molecule: messenger RNA, 1074 nt
Organism: Oryza brachyantha (malo sina)
Lineage: Eukaryota; Viridiplantae; Streptophyta; Magnoliopsida; Poales; Poaceae
Product: putative cyclin-D2-3
Exons: 6
Coding region: 1-1074 (357 amino acids)
Biological process (GO): regulation of cyclin-dependent protein serine/threonine kinase activity; mitotic cell cycle phase transition
Cellular component (GO): cyclin-dependent protein kinase holoenzyme complex; cytoplasm; nucleus
Molecular function (GO): cyclin-dependent protein serine/threonine kinase regulator activity
Source: RefSeq, a predicted model, not a curated record